AUGUUGUCUGCUAAAAAGGAGGCUGCUGUGGCAAAAAGAGAGUUAGAUGCAAUGUAUGACGAGAUGGAUCGUAUCUCGCGCCAGUCUGUACAUUUUUCCAAACAUGAAGUUCCAGAAGGUAUUACACAAGACCGUGUUGAAGAACAGAAUAAACAGUUUAACAACAGCAUUUGUGCAAAACAGUUACCUCAUACAGAAGAACACUUACCCUUAAAUUCAUCGGCCAUUAGUGUCAGGCCAGAUCAUGCCAAGCUUGAAUGUCCAGCACAAGGUCUAGAAAUAGUACAACCACCCAUUGAACAUGUCUGGAAUCAAGGGCACUCUAACAACCACCACUAUCCAUUCCAAGGUUUUUCAGAGUUUUUAAUGAGAAAGGAACUGUUGUCGUCCAGGCUUGUAAAAUUUGAUGAUAAACCAGAGUCGUUCUUGUCAUGGAGGGCCACCUUUUGUUCUAUAAUGGAUGAGAUGAAGGUGUCUGCGGCAGAAGAGAUAGAUUUGUUAAUAAAGUGGCUGGGACCUCAGUCAGGAAAACACGCCACCAGCAUACGGAACGCUAGUACUGACAACUAUGCUAGAGGUUUAAGUCUGAUUUGGAAGCGGUUGGACGAACGCUAUGGAAGCCCAAAAUUGAUAGAGGCAUCCAUGAAGAAGAAACUGGCAAAUUUUACAAAGAUUACAGAGAAAGAAAAGGGGAAACUUAAUGAACUUGCUGACAUCCUCAUGGAAAUACAGUCAUGUAAGGCCAAUCCUAAGUAUGAGAAGUUGUUAGGCCAUUUUGAUACUACCGCUGGUAUCAACCCUGUUGUCAUCAAGUUACCUAAGAACCUGCAGAAUAAGUGGCGCGACAGAGCAACAAACUUUAAAAGAAACCAUGAUGUGCCUUUUCCUCCUUUUGACUAUUUUGUUAGUUACAUAAAUAUAUGUCAAAAAUGA
This is a messenger RNA of Mizuhopecten yessoensis (Yesso scallop), 933 nucleotides long. RefSeq lists its product as uncharacterized. The coding region runs from base 1 to 933 and encodes 310 amino acids. Lineage: Eukaryota; Metazoa; Mollusca; Bivalvia; Pectinida; Pectinidae. The record is from RefSeq and is a predicted model, not a curated record. The transcript has a single exon.